This is a messenger RNA of Xenia sp. Carnegie-2017, 557 nucleotides long. RefSeq names its product ubiquitin-conjugating enzyme E2 variant 2-like. Bases 28 to 444 code for a protein of 138 amino acids. The transcript has 5 exons. NCBI's taxonomy places the organism in Eukaryota, Metazoa, Cnidaria, Anthozoa, Malacalcyonacea, Xeniidae. Gene Ontology annotation, cellular component: nucleus. The record is from RefSeq and is a predicted model, not a curated record. Gene Ontology annotation, biological process: DNA damage tolerance; protein K63-linked ubiquitination.
UACUUUGCCUUAGCCUGAAUAAACAAGAUGGCGGGCGUUGUGAUAGUUCCACGAAACUUCCGACUUCUUGAAGAAUUGGAAGAAGGUCAGAAAGGCGGAGACGGAAUGGUCAGCUGGGGUCUGGAAAGUGACAAUGAUAUGAGUUUGACCCUAUGGACUGGCACUAUCAUCGGUCCACCUAGAACUGUAUUUGAGAACAGAAUUUACACUUUGGCUAUCAAAUGUGGUCCUAAAUACCCAAGUGAAAAACCUGAAGUGAGAUUUAUUACAAGAAUUAACAUGCAUGGUGUUGACUCGAGAGGAGUUGUUCAAACUUGUCCCAUUUUGAAAAACUGGAGACGUGAAAAUACAAUAAAAUCUCUUUUGACAGAUCUACGAAGAAUAAUGGCUCUAAAGGAAAACAUGAAAACAUCCCAACCACCUGAAGGCGCUACUUAUUCCUGAAGGAUCUACCAUACUUAAUAUUAUAAAAUUUCUUUCUGGUAUUUAGCAUGUUGAAAUUGUGUGGUAGGUUUCUUUUUUGUUGAAUGAAAAUAUUAAAUUUGUUUAUAGAAAGA